This is a messenger RNA of Nothobranchius furzeri (turquoise killifish), 6033 nucleotides long. RefSeq names its product MAPK activated protein kinase 5 (gene mapkapk5). The record is from RefSeq and is a predicted model, not a curated record. Gene Ontology annotation, molecular function: calcium-dependent protein serine/threonine kinase activity; mitogen-activated protein kinase binding; ATP binding. NCBI's taxonomy places the organism in Eukaryota, Metazoa, Chordata, Actinopteri, Cyprinodontiformes, Nothobranchiidae. Gene Ontology annotation, biological process: protein autophosphorylation; Ras protein signal transduction; negative regulation of TOR signaling. Gene Ontology annotation, cellular component: cytoplasm; nucleus.
ACCUCUUUAACUUCCAGAGAGAACAUAAUAUGUUUACCCCCUCCGGUUUUGUCGCACCGUCCUUGUGCUGUACGAGUUUUAAUGGUUACUGCGCUGCUUUAUUGAAGAAUGUUAAUCUCCGCGGUUUUCAGCGGGGAUAGAAAACUUAGCCAGCUCGAUAGCGGCGUAUAGUUCGACGACGUAAGCCGUUGGGAACGCAGUGUGCUCGUAGCCUUGGAUCAGAUCGGCUUUUACUGAGACUCGACUGUCCGGAGCAGAGCACCAUGUCGGAGGAUAACGCAGAGAAGUUCAUCAAGGAGACGUCGAUUCUGGAUGAAUACAACAUAAACUGGACACAGAAGUUAGGAGCUGGGAUCAGUGGGCCUGUCAGAGUGUGUGUGAAGAAGUCAAGUCAGGAACGCCUGGCCCUGAAAAUCCUCAUCGAUCGACCAAAGGCCAGAAAUGAGGUGCGUCUCCAUAUGAUGUGUGCCAACCAUUCAAACGUCGUGCGAAUCCUGGAGGUGUACGCCAACAGUGUUCAGUUCCCUCACGAAUCCAGCUCAAGAGCGAGGCUCCUGAUCGUCAUGGAGAUGAUGGAGGGCGGCGAGCUCUUCCACAGAAUCAGUCAGCACCAGCACUUUACCGAAAAGAUGGCCAGUCAGGUCACGAAACAGAUCAGUCAAGCGUUGGCACAUUGCCACUGCAUGAAUAUUGCACACCGUGACCUGAAGCCAGAGAACCUGCUGUUCAAAGAUAACUCUCUGGACGCACCUGUGAAGUUGUGUGACUUUGGCUUUGCCAAAAUAGAUCAAGGAGACUUGAUGACCCCUCAGUUCACCCCGUACUACGUAGCACCUCAGGUACUUGAGGCUCAAAGAAGGCACCAGAAGGAAAAGUCUGGAAUCAUACCUACCUCGCCAACUCCUUACACGUAUAACAAGAGCUGCGACUUGUGGUCCCUCGGUGUGAUCAUCUACGUAAUGCUGUGCGGCUAUCCUCCGUUCUACUCCAAACAUCACAGUCGCACCAUCCCAAAGGACAUGAGGAAGAAGAUCAUGACGGGCAGCUUUGAUUUUCCCGAAGACGAGUGGAGCCAGAUCUCUGAGAUGGCGAAGGACGUCGUACGCAAGCUGCUGAAGGUGAAGCCAGAGGAGAGGCUGACCAUCGACGGAGUCUUGGCUCACCCGUGGUUGAACUGCACCGAGGCGCUCGACAACGUGCUGCCGUCCCCGCAGAUGAUGAUGGACAAGGCCGUCGUGGCGGGCAUCCAGCAGGCACACGCAGAGCAGCUGGCCAACAUGAGAAUUCAGGAUCUGAGCGUCAGCCUGAAGCCACUAAACUCCGUCAACAACCCCAUUCUCAGGAAGCGGAAACUGCUCGUCCCCAAACCAACUGAUGGCUUCUUGAUUCAUGACCCAGAAAAUGGAGGGGAAGACUCCAACGUAGCGCUUGAAAAGCUAAGGGAUGUUAUUGCACAGUGCAUACUACCACAAGCUGGAGAGAACGAGGAUGAGAAGCUGAAUGAGGUGAUGCAUGAAGCCUGGAGGAUCAACAGAGACUGUAAGCUGCUGAGAGACGGUCUGCAUGGACUCAGCUGGGACGGGCGAGCCUUCUCUGAUAAAGUCGACCGAUUGAAGCUGGCAGAAAUAUUAAAACAGGCUAUCGAAGAGAAGACGACCCUUCAGGAAUCUCAUUAGCAAACGUUGUUUCUACCCAUCUCUUUUUAUAUUGUUUAUUAUAUAAUAUUUCUUAUUGCCCUUUUUAACUCCUAUCUGUAAAAAAAAGUUGUUUUAUGUCAAAUGAUGUGCUUUUUUUUCCUUUUUCAUACAUUUAUUUGUAAGAUCUAUUGUUGCUAGAGCUAUUGUAAAGCUGUAGAUGUAUUUGAAAAAAAUCAAUUGGUACUAUCUUUUUUUUUAAAUAGACAAUGGCAAAAGAUCAUAGAAAAUAUAUUUUCUGUUUUGCAAAAAAAAAAAAAAAAACGAUAAAGGAAAUGUGUGAAACUAUUUUUGGGGAGGGAAUUUUUAAUAGCUGCUCAUCUAAGAUGCCGUGUUUGUUUUAUUCCCAUUUAUUUUAAUUUUAUUUUGACCACUCUAAAAGUUUUAUUUAUUUAAACCAAAAUAAUUCCAAUCGUUUCUACCUUUCUUGUAGCUCGAUAGUGGCUCUGAGGUUUACAGAAGUGGUCUCCGUCGUGUUCUUCCGCCCUCUGCCUGCAGGCAGAAGAAACCUUUCCUUUGGGGACUUAAAAGUGUCAUAGAGCAGAAAAAUGCAGCUUUCCGUUUCGUUCAUCUUGCUCCCACCCCUCUUAGCUUACUCAGAUCCAAUAUGCAUUUGAAAAGUCUUUGAAAACUUGAAGGUUUUAUUUUCAUGUGAAACUAAAUUUAUUAAAAAACCCAUUUUUUUUAGCUUCUGAGAAAAACCAUCUGUUAGUGGAUUAGUCGUUCUUAUCGCCUUUAAAACUACCGUAAUUUCCGGACUUUAGAGCGCACCUCAAUAUAAGCCACAUCGGGCUAAAAGCCGCAGAUAUCCACUGAAUUGAAAACGUAGUUUGUCAGUGUUGCUCUCCGUGUUGCUGUCAUCAUCCCAGGGUGAAGCGGUGAAAACACGCAGCGCUGUUAAACUGUGAAAAAAUCCUCCGGGGCGCUUUCCGUAGCACUCCUUUCCAGCAUCCAUCCUUUUAAAGCUGCGCACCUCAUUAUAAGCCGCGUUCAAAGCGUGGGAAAAAGUAGCGGCUUAUAGUCCGGAAAAUACGGUAAAAUCAUCUAAACUCUGGAUCUCAGUGGAUAAAGCUCACAGAUGCUGCGUUUUUCAUUUAAAGCUAAAAACUGAUCAAAAUGGCUAAUAAAAGCUAAAUUAAUGGACAUAAAAUAUUGUCUCCAUGUAAAAAAAUAGCAUUAGCAAUAGCAUUACUUUGGCCAGUGGCGUGUCCAGAUCUUUUAAAAUGGGGUGGCCCUGGUGAGGCACAACUUUGUGCAUGGGUGGCACCAGUGGUUAUGCUUUUUUGUUUUACCCCCAAGCCUUUUGUGGACAAUGAAAAGUCUAUUUAAAGGUAAAUUAGUGUGGUGGCACCUGGGGUGGCCAAUCAGAUUCCAAGGGUGGCAUGUGCUACCCCAGGCCACUCCCUGGACACGCCCCUGACUUUGGCCUUACUCGGACUGAAAGAUCAGAAGUGGAUGUUCUGCUCAGUGGGCAAAAAGGAGAUCAUUUAAAAUGUGUUGAUCCCAGAUUUCUGACAGGGAAAUCCUCACCGCCUGCAGUCAUGAGUUUAUUUAUAGGAGUGGUGUAAAGAAGGGAUUUCUUUAAUUAACCAAAAAUCAGUUUGUGUUAUUUUGAAUUUGUCUUUCGUACGUUACGCUUCUCAACUCCAGUAAUCCAGUUUUGUUUGUAUGCAUUUUGCUUUUGUUUGUAAUCAAACGGUUUGUUUUUACCGAACAGCGACGCCAUCGCUGCGGUCCCAGAUGAAUGGAAGGUCACUGGUGUCUAAAAAAAGCCUCAUCUUGUAGCUAAAGAAAGAUGUUUUUGAUAUUACAGCAGAGCUGAUGAUUUUUACGUUUUGAACUGGCACAAAGAAAAAAACGUCUUCCUGAAUGUGAGUAAAGAUUUCAGUUUCUCUUAAAAAGCUAAAUGACAAAAGGUUUGUGGUUGAAAAGGCCUUAUAGUUUAAGACAAUGUGCCUUGAAUGGGCAGCAUAUCCGUUCAUUUACUGCUGUCAUUUAAAUUUUUUAAUACAAGUUUCAGACUGAUUUACUUGUUUUCCUGUGAAGGUUUUCAUUCCAUUGAGCGUAUUUGGUGACUAUGAAAAUGAAACUAAAAUCAUGUUUGAGAAUGAAAAGAAGAAAUCUGAUCAUUUAAGUGCAUUUUUCUGCUCAGAUAUUUAAAAAUCCAUCUUGACCUUUGGGGGAAACGAUCAGCAUUUAUUGAAUUUGAAGCUUCUUGGCUUGAUACAGAUGAACGGAGCUUUUCAUAUCUUUCUCAGAGCAUCAUUGCAAUGCCAAAUGAGUAUUUUUGUAAUUUAAAGCCAAGGCAUGCAUUUCCUAUCAGUAUGCAUGUAGGAUAUUAAUGUUCCCCAACUGUGAAAACCCAAAUGGAAACAUGCUGUUGCACUGAGGCUGAAGUUUAUUCUCUACCUGCAGGCUUUUGGAUUAACAAAGGCACAUUUACAGUGGUGUGAAACCAUUUGCCCCCUUCCUGAUUUUUUAUUUCUUUGCAUGUUUGUCACACAAAAUGUUUCUGAACAAACACAUUUAACCAUUAGUCAAAGAUAACACAAGUAAACACAAAAUGCAGUUUUGAAAUGAUGGUUUUUAUUCUUUAGGGAGAGAACAAAUCCAAACCUACAUUGCCCUGUGUGAAGAAGUAAUUGCCCCCUGAACCUAAUGACUGGUUGGGCCUCCCUUAGCAGCAAUAACUGCAAUCAAGCAUUGGGGAUAACUUGCUACGAGUCUUUUACAGCGCUCUGGUGGAAUUUUAGCCCACUCAUCUUUGCAGAACUGUUGUAAUUCAGCUUUAUUUGAGGGGUUUCUAGCAUGAACCGCCUUUUUAAGGUCAUGCCAUGGCAUCUCAACAGGAUUCAGGUCAGGACUUUGACUAGGCCACUCCAAAGUCUUCAUUUUGUUGUUCUUCAGCCAGUCAGAGGUGGAUUUGCUGGUGUGUUUUGGGUCCUUGUCCUGCUGCAGCACCCAAGAUCGCUUCAGCUUUAGUUGACCAACAGAUGGCCGGACGUUCUCCUUCAGGAUGUUGUGGUAGACGGUAGAAUUCAUGGUUCCAUUUAUCACAGCAAGCCUUCCAGUUCCUGAAGCAGCAAAACAAUCCCAGACCAUCACACUACCACCACCAUAUUUUACUGUUGGUAUGAUGUUCUGUCUGAAAUGCUGCGUUACUUCUACGCCAGAUGGAACGGGACAUUUGCCUUCCAAAAAGUUCUACUUUUGUCUCAUCAGUCCACAAGGUCUUCUCCCAAAAGUCUUGGCAUCCAUUGAGAUGUUUCUUAGCAAAAUUGAGACAAGCCCUAAUGUCCUUUUUGCUUAACAGUAGUUUGAGUCUUGGAAAUCUGCCAUGCAGGCCAUUGUUGCCCAGUCUCUCUCUCAUGGUGGAGUCAUGAACUUUGACCUUAAUUGAGGCAAGUGAGGCCUGCAGUUCUUUAGAAGUUGUCCUGGGGUCUUUUGUGACCUCUCGGAUGAGUUGUCUCUGCGCUCUUGGGGUAAUUUUGGUCGGCCGCCCACUCCUGGGAAGGUUCACCACUGUUCCAUGUUGUUGCCAUUUGUGGAUAAUGGCUCUCACCGUGGUUCGCUGGAGUCCCAAAGCUUUAGAAAUGGCUUUAUAACCUUUACCAGACUGAAAGAUCUCAAUUACUUUUGUUCUCAUUUGUUCUUAAAUUUCUUUGGAUCUUGGCAUGAUGUCUAGCUUCUGGUCUACUUCUCUGUGUCAGGCAGCUCAUAUUUAAGUGAUGUCUUGAUUGAAACAGGUGUGGCAGUAAUCAGGCUUGGGGGUGGCUACAGAAAUUGAACUCAGGUGUGAAACACCACAGUUGGGUUAUUUUUUAACAAGGGGGGCAAUUACUUUUUCACACAGGGCAAUGAAGGUUUGGAUUUGUUCUCUCCCUAAAUAAUAAAAACCAUUUCAAAACUGCAUUUUGUGUUUACUUGUGUUAUCUUUGACUGAUGGUUAAAUGUGUGUGAUGAUCAGAAACAUUUUGUGUGACAAACAUGCAAAAGAAUAAGAAAUCAGGAAGGGGGCAAACAGUUUUUCACACCACUGUAAUUUGUCUCCAUUGCUUCCAUUCCCCAGGAUGUUGUUCUAAUUUACCAUUAAGCAUUUUAAAACAAGGUUUUUCCUCGUAAUUUGGCAUCUAAUGUAAGGAGGAGGAAUUUGUAAUAAAAUAAGUUCCUAACUGCUGAAAGCAAAUGAAAAUUUAGUGAUUUCAUCUUUUUUUUUCCCCUCUUUUCCAUCUGGCGUUAAGUUUAUGUAGCAUGAAUCCCUCAAAGACUUCUGUACUUUCUGCCUUCUUGGAAUGUCAACAUGCUGACUUUUUAAUAAAUUGUUCAAAUAAAAAAGCAA